Messenger RNA from Dentiscutata heterogama, 235 nucleotides. The record is from the annotation of a GenBank genome assembly. NCBI's taxonomy places the organism in Eukaryota, Fungi, Glomeromycota, Glomeromycetes, Diversisporales, Gigasporaceae.
AACGAAUGUUAAUAAAUCUAUUGUUAGUAGAGUAUUGAAUUAUAGUAGAGCAAUUAGAAAUACACACGGACCCUCAUUUGGUGAUGGUGAUUUAUGGGUUAAAGUCACUUGUGUUGGUAAAAAUGUUACUCUUCCUAGUUUUUGUAGACCUAGAAGUUACGAGAGAAGAAUUUUUGAUUUGGAACAAUUUCAUGUAGAAGAUUAUGAAGUAUUUCAGAUUGUUAGAAAAACAACU